AGCAGUUUCAGGAAGGGCAGAGAGAGCAGAGUGAGCGGAAGAGAGGAAGAUUUCAGUCUGGGAAUUUUAACAAUCGAGGACACAGUGUCAAUGAUAACAAGAGAAGCAAAUGGUAUUAGUGUGACUGUAAAUAAUGUUGUGCAAGAUAUUCUUGACAGUUCUGUGUCUUUUGUUCACAAAGACGUGGGUGAAACAAUCCAUGUAGCUGCUGCAUCUGAGUAUUCCUGGGUUGAAGUACAUUAUGGUCAAAAUAAUAGCUGGAAGAGCAGUGGAGGAGGGAUAGAACAUAUUCCAUCUUCCUCUUCAAUCCAUCAAGAAGAUAUGGAAAAAAUCCUUCUGGAUGCGCAGCUGGAGUCAGAAAAGAACAGUUCAAAGGGCAGUUCACAUAGUGGCAGUUCUUUGGUAAAUAGUCCUCAGCCAACGCACCAUGUAUUUGAUUUGGACGGAAGCACUGGAGAGAGAACUAGCAUACAAUCUGAGGAAGACUGGGAUGAAAAUACUCAGGAUGUAGAAGUGUUAGCACAGAGACCAGCUGAUUGGAUAUGGGAUUGGUCUAGUCGACCAGAAAAUCUUCCUCCAAAGGAGUUUUUCUUCAGACAUCCCAGUUCAACACUGUCGAGUACACUCAGUAUUCGAAAAACAAGUGUGAUGAAAAAGGGGGGCCUUUUCUCCUCUGAAAUUCUCCUGCUCUUCAUUCCUUCUCUAGUGUUGACUCAUCUGCUGACAUUAGGAAUCGGAAUCUACAUUGGGAAGAAACUGUCUGCUUCACCUGCAAAUGCCCUGUAAGGAAAAAAAGGCUCAUGGCUGAAGACUAGAUUUAGAUCCAAGAAUUUCAUAUAUCACUCCAUGAAUUAUGGAUGCUUGCUGCAGAUAAAUUUUUUUGUGGACAUAACUGAUAUGGAUACAAAGACUUAGGUUUCAGGAUGUCUUUUCGUCACAUCUGUCUGCCUCCUCAUCUUCGUCAGGUGUCAGUGGCUUACAGACAUUUCUUUUUCUUUUCUUUUUUCUCUGAAUGUAAAGUUGCAGAUGGGACUAUAUGAUACAUGGAUGCAUUCAUGUGCUAAAUUUAAAUUCCACUCAAAUCAAACAAAAGUGUAGUAAUUAAAUGUGAUUUGCAAAUAGUACUUGUGAUGUAAUAUGUGUUAUUGAUUAGGAUGUUUGAUUUCAUGUUACUGAAAAAAGAAACAUAGUCAAGUCUACACAGAGUUUAUUUUGAAUUAAAGCAGAUGCUCAGAUAUGUAUUUCAUUGCUGAUAAAGUUCCUCAGCCCGAGGUGUUUGUGUACAUGCUACAUUGCUAAGGUUCCUACUUUGGAUAAUGACCUGAGGUCCAGCUUACCUGACUUGGUUGUAGUUCAGGACAGGUGGAUGUUAAAGAUCCCAUAGCACUUAUCAGUGAAGAGCAGGGGAAGGCUUCCUUACCAUUCUAGCAUUAACAAUACCACUCUGGGUAUCCCAGCAAAAGGGAUGUAUUCCUAAUAUUUGGUUGGCAAAAUCCAAUAAACAAAACCCCAGAAACUUUAAUAACUAUUAACAGUUCUCUUGCUUGGAUUUGACAAGUAAUGUCCAUUGUGCCCAAAGUGCAUUUAUUGAAAUUAGAAGUUGUAUUUCAUGUGCUUAUAUAACUGGUAUCUCACAGGAUGUCACUAAAAAUACACUGAAUACAGCAGUUCAUGUAGUAGCAUUUUAGAAAUGAUUAUUAAAGACAGCCUGCUCUCCAUUACUAGCUGGAAUAUUAAAUGAAGACUGCUGCACAGUGUCAACAUUCUUAAACACAAAAAGUGACCUAACUUGCUGAAAUAAAGGUAAAACAGCGACUGACCCAUCUA
This is a messenger RNA of Protopterus annectens (West African lungfish), 1827 nucleotides long. Its product is annotated as BCL2/adenovirus E1B 19 kDa protein-interacting protein 3-like. Bases 91 to 786 code for a protein of 231 amino acids. Gene Ontology annotation, biological process: mitochondrial outer membrane permeabilization; positive regulation of apoptotic process. The transcript has 6 exons. The record is from RefSeq and is a predicted model, not a curated record. Gene Ontology annotation, cellular component: mitochondrial outer membrane; mitochondrial envelope; nucleus. Lineage: Eukaryota; Metazoa; Chordata; Ceratodontiformes; Protopteridae.